Molecule: messenger RNA, 1083 nt
Organism: Corylus avellana
Lineage: Eukaryota; Viridiplantae; Streptophyta; Magnoliopsida; Fagales; Betulaceae
Source: RefSeq, a predicted model, not a curated record
AUGUAUGGAUUGACAGACGUUUUAUGGUCCUUCUUCAUGGGAGUUCUUAACUAUCUUUUGAUACGUUUCAUCUGGCGCCGUUUUGUCAAACUGAAUCAGCAUGAUUUUCCUUAUGGGGUUUCGAGGAAUCCUUUAUUCAGUUGGGCUGAUCAUCCAUCACUAAUCAACGAUGCAGUGGAAAAUGGAUCGUCCCAAUUUGCUUUCACGGGCAACACAUCAACGCCAACAAGAUCAACGGUGUUGGUUGGCGAUCAUGGAGUUAAAGAGGCAGAGGAUGAGAUAAUCUGGGAAGUUUUUCAGGGAUCAGUAGAAUUCAUGCAGAAGAUAAGGUUUAAUUCUGUUAUCAUGACAGCUUUGCCUUUGCCAGGCCCUUCCUUGGGAAACAACUCUGCUUUCCCUCAAGAAGCCUAUUUCGAAAUCACAAUACUAAAUUCUCAUAGCGAUGAUGACGAUGAUGAUGAAUCGGAUGGCAAGAUUAAGGAAGGUCAUAGAAUUAACAAGGUUGAAGAGUUGAAGAUGGAAGGUGAAGAAAGUAGCAAAAGAGAUGAAGCAGUGAAGCUGUCACUGGGGCUCACAACAGGGGGCUCUGCUCCAUCAAAACUUCCCGGCACCUACCCAGGAAGCAUCGGAUUCAAUUCCAACGGUUCUGUCCUUCUUGACGGGAUAAAACUUGUGUUUGAUCCAAGGCAGAAGAAGGUGUUUUUCACAGUAGAUUCACAGCUGCUGCAUGUAGUCCAUUGCAAGUGUGAAGAAUUUGGGACUCAAUUGUACCCAAUUCUAGCAGCAAACACACAGAUUUUGGUUGUGGUUAAUAUGGGACAAAGUCUCUUCAAAUACGGGCCGGCAAAUGCACAGCGGACACCAAAUCCUUGCUUCAUACGCCCUCCUCUAAACUCCCCUGCUGCUGCUAUGGGCCAUGAAGACAGCAGCAAUCUCUUCUCAAUGACAUUUGAUUCCCAGAGCCUUCAUGCAUAUGCAAUCAAAGGCAGCCAGAACAGCACUAAUAAACAGGCAAAAUGUUCUGGCCAUGAAUCUGAGGUGGAAGUACUUGAAAUUGUCUUGGAAGACGGCCGAAGAUCCUAA